AUGUUGGCAAGGUCCUGCUUGCGCUCGGCGCGCACAUUCACAAAUGGCGCCGUCACGAUUUCCAAGCGUGCGGCCUCUACUUCCAGCGGCGCUGGUGCCGAAGCUUCCCCGUCCCGACUGAACCUCGCCGCCAUCACGUCGACGUCCCUCGCCCUGGGUUCCAUGGCCUGGUACUACCACCUCUACGGACCUUCCGCGAACGCCGCGGCGCCUGCUGAAGAGGGUCUGCACCCUACCAACUACCCCUGGGUCCACGAGCAGUGGUUCAAGACUUUCGACCACCAGGCUCUCCGCCGUGGUUUCCAGGUCUACCGUGAGGUCUGCGCCUCCUGCCAUUCCCUCAGCCGUGUUCCCUACCGAACCCUCGUCGGUUCCAUCUUGACUGUCGACGAGGCCAAGGCGUUGGCCGAGGAGAACGAGUACCCCGGUGAGCCCAACGAGCAGGGCGAUAUCGAGAUGCGCCCCGGCAAGCUUUCCGACUACAUCCCCGACCCCUACAAGAACGAGGAGGCCGCCCGCUUCGCCAACAACGGUGCCCUCCCUCCCGAUUUGAGCUUGAUCAUCAAGGCCCGCCACGGCGGCUGCAACUACAUCUUCAGCCUGUUGACCGGUUACCCCGAGGAGCCCCCGGCCGGCGCCGUCGUCGCCCCCGGCAUGAACUUCAACCCCUACUUCCCCGGUACCGGUAUUGCCAUGGCCCGUGUCCUCUACGACGACCUCGUCGAGUACGAGGACGGCACCCCCGCGUCGACCUCCCAGAUGGCCAAGGACGUUGUCGAGUUCCUCAACUGGGCCGCUGAGCCCGAGAUGGACGACCGUAAGCGCAUGGGUAUGAAGGUUCUCGUCGUUUCAGCCUCCCUCUGGGCUCUUAGCGUCUGGGUCAAGAAGUACAAGUGGGCCUGGCUCAAGUCGAGAAAGCUCGCCUACGACCCUCCCAAGGAGACGAAGGUUCGCCACUAA
Messenger RNA from Colletotrichum higginsianum IMI 349063, 960 nucleotides. Its product is annotated as Cytochrome c1. The coding region runs from base 1 to 960 and encodes 319 amino acids. Gene Ontology annotation, biological process: mitochondrial electron transport, ubiquinol to cytochrome c. Gene Ontology annotation, molecular function: heme binding; electron transfer activity. The transcript is spliced from 4 exons. The record is from RefSeq and is a predicted model, not a curated record. NCBI's taxonomy places the organism in Eukaryota, Fungi, Ascomycota, Sordariomycetes, Glomerellales, Glomerellaceae.